Molecule: messenger RNA, 13179 nt
Organism: Chlamydomonas reinhardtii
Lineage: Eukaryota; Viridiplantae; Chlorophyta; Chlorophyceae; Chlamydomonadales; Chlamydomonadaceae
Exons: 70
Coding region: 94-12486 (4130 amino acids)
Molecular function (GO): protein binding
Source: RefSeq, a predicted model, not a curated record
GCCAAGUCACGCGAUAAGCGUACCUGCUAGGAAAACACAGCGCGAGAAAUGGUUUUUCAACAUCUGAUACCUUGAUAAAGACUGAUAGAAAUAAUGGGUAGAGCGCUGAUUUAUUUAGUCUUUGCACUGGCACUAGCAGCGAAACUUGGGGAUGUGGACGCUGAAAGUCGCCCUUGGUGUCUUGAUGGCGUCGCUCUGUGCCGUGGAAAGACCAAUCCCACGGAAACAUUUUCACAUACAUUCACGCUGGUGCCUGGCAUUGGUGGAAAGCGGACAAAGGCCUACUCCCUGGGCGGGCAGCGCUCCUCCGCCGUGUCCAGCUACGUCAGUCUGGCGCGGGUGGAGGCGCUGGACCUGACUGACAUGACGCUGCUCGCCACGGACAAGAUCGGCAGCAGCAUAGGGGCGGCGGCCCGGCCCUCCCGCUCCGGCCACACCGCACUGCCGUACAAUGAGAGUGUGUUGGUUUUCGGUGGGUCCGUCAUCAACAAGACGGAGAGCAAACUGCCCGUGGCGUCAAAUGAGGUCAUGUGGUUGGCCCAGGGCGACGCCUUCACGCCCCCGCAGUGGCUCGUGCUGGCCAACCGCACCCGCGGCGAGCCCGGCAGCGGCACCCCGCCGCCGCGCUCCAAGGCGGCGGCGGUGGUGCUGAGCCCGGGCGGUGGGGGUGGCGGGGACGUGUUAUGGGUGUACGGCGGACUGGACAACAGCUCUAAGCCGCUGGAGGAUGCCUGGGCCUUCAACAUGACCUCCGGCACAUGGAGGCAGGAGAGCCUGUCCAGCCCCCCCACGGACGCGUACGGCGGCCGCGGUCUCAUCCGCCCCGCCGCCCUGGCCAGCAGCGACGGCCGCUACAUGGUCCUGUACGGUGGCAGGGGCAGCAGCAACCAAACCGCCCAGACCAAGCUGUACCUGAUGGACCCAGUGGCCAAGGCCUGGAAACAGAUCCGGAUCAAUCUGGUCCCCAGCGCCGACGGCGGCUUGCCAGGUCAGCUACUGCCGGGCAACGAAACCGCCAUCGCCAUCGUCCAGCUAGCCAGCCCCAAUGCUACAGCCGCCAGCAACUGCACCAACACCACCUCUGGCGGCAGUAGCAGCAGCGCAGCCGCGCCCUGCAGCAAUGCUACAGCCGCGGCGGCGCCUGCUCCCACGGAGCUACUGCUGGUGACCACGGGGCCGUGGAUGGCGAAGGCCACCUCCAAGCCCACCUCCUACAAGCUGUGGGUGUCGGUGCUUCAGAGCGACACUGGCGGCCGCUUUGAGCAGCUGCUGCCGGCGGUGGCGAACGGCAGUGUCACCAGCCUGAACUUCGUGCGGCGGGGGCUGUUCGUGGCGAUGUCGGGUAGCGGCAACGACACGCGGCUGCUGCCGGACAACACCACCAUUGACACCAACGUGACGCGGCGCUUCGGCGUGAGCGACCGCAUCCCCUACCUGCGGGAGACCGCCAUGGCGGUGGGCGCCGACGGCAACCGCGUCUACAUCAGCGGCGGGCAGGAUGCCGCGUCAAGGGCCUCCUCCAAGCUGCUGAUUGUGGAUUUGCUCGAGGGCGCCGUCAUUGACACGUCCAUCACCCUCAAGCCGGACUCCAACACGCUCAACAGCCGCUCUGCCUUCCGCUACGGCGCACACGUGGUGGCGCCCAAGACCCUGGAGCCCAACACCACCUCCAACCAGACCUGGAGCCCCACCCAGGCCGGCGGCUACGGCUCCAGCGACCUGCUGUUCUACACGGGGUGGGACGACCUGGAGGACGACAACGAGCCGGCGCUGACCGAGUGGCGCGUGCUGGACGCCGAGCUGCAGCAGGUUCUUCCGGACUGCUCGGCCCAGAACCAGCUGAAUAACUCUUGCAAGGUGCUGCCGGUGCCGCGCGGCACCAACGCCGCUGACGAGCUGCCGGCGGCGCGGGACGGUGCGGCGUGGGCGCCGCUGCACCAGGUGUUCACGUGGAGUGACGGCACCACCACCAAGCCAGUGGGCGGGCGGCUGGUGCUGCUGUACGGCGGCAGUAGCAUGGUGGGAGACCAGCUGAAUGCUACUGCCAUCGACACCAGCAGCGACGAGGACCUGGGCCCGGACGAGAUCGUGAUGCGCGACGUGAUCAGCGCCUGCGACUCGGCGGGCAGCCUGGACGCAACACAGCUGGACAACCUGGCGCAGUGCGGCGCGGCCUCGCUGGGGCUGAUCUGCGCCUCCACGAUUGCGUCCUACUUCUCCUCCUACUACGACUACUCUUACGGCGACUACUCAAGCGGCUGGUAUUAUGACUACAGCUAUGAUUACUCCUAUGACGCCUCACCACCCUGGGAGUACCACCAUGCCGCACCACCGGGAGCCAGCGGCGGCGGCAGUGGUCACGGCGGCCCGCCUUCUAACACAGACGCGCCGCCGCCAGCCCAGCCGGCCACGCCGCCGCCGCCGCCCAAGCCGCCGCCGCCGCCGCCACGGCCGCCGUCGCCGCCGCACCCGCCGUCGCCGCCGCCCGUGCCGCCGCUGCCGCCGCGUCCUCCAUCACCGGCGCCGCCCUCGCCGCGCCCACCCGCUCCCCCGGUGCCGCCCUUGCCUGACAUUGCCCCGCCUCCCGAAGGCGUGACAGAGCCGCCCUCCCCAGCACCGACCUCUCCCAAGCCGCCCUCCCCAACACCACCCUCGCCAAACCCACCGUCACCAAAGCCGCCGUCGCCGGAGCCCGCAUCACCGAUGCCGCCGUCGCCGGGGCCCGCGCCACCGAUGCCGCCGUCGCCGCCUUCACCGUCGCCGCCUUCACCGCAGCCGCCUUCACCGCAGCCGCCUUCACCAGAGCCGCCGUCGCCGGAGCCGCCCUCGCCUGCCCCUCCGGACCAGCCCGUUGUUGCUUCGCCGCCUGGUGUGACUGGUCGGCGCUUGCUGUCUGCGGCCGCUGAUGUUUACGGCGAUGAAGAGGGCGCACUGCAGGCGGAUCCCUGGGAUGACUCAUACAAUGUGGCAACCGAGGAUGCGGCCUCCGCCGCCGCCGCCGCCGCGGACGGGGAGGGAGCAGCGGCCCGAGAGCUAGCCCAGGGCACAUUGGGGCGGCAGGGCAAGCAGCAGCAGCAGCGGCGGGGCGCGGGCAAGGCACAGGGCGGUCGUCGUGGUGGGCCCCGCGCUCAGCGCCAAGACCGCGGCGGUGCCGGGGGCGGCGCCCCCGGGGGCAUAAGGACCAGAGCUGCGAGCCCCGGCAAGGCCGGCGGAGGCGAUGACGACGAGUGGAGGCGGCGUCUGCACAGCGGCGGCGCCACCGACACAGAGCUUGCAGCCGCAUACUCUGGUGAUACGACUGCAGCUGGCGGGGUGAGGGGCGGCCGCGAGCGCGGCGGCAGUGGCGGUGGCGGCGGCGGUCGCCGGCGUUCUGCGGCCCAGUCUGGUGGCGGUGAGUUUGGAUUCAGCGAUGACUCUGUCAUCGACGGCGGCGAUGAAGAUGCCGGCAACGAUGAGAGCGGCGAGAGCGAGACGGAGAAGGAGGCCCGCUCGGCGCAGUUGCGGCAGCGUGUGAAGGACUACCUUCUACAGCUGUCGCAGCGGCAGCGCCUGCCGCCGCACCAGGAGGCGCACCUGCAGCUGCUGGUCAGUAAGGCCGAGGCGGAGGCAGAGGCGGCAGCGGAGCGGGAGGCGGAGCGGGAGCAGCAGGGGCGGGAGGGCCGCCGGGGCCGUGGGAGGAAGGGGCGCAAGGGACAUCAGGGCGCCGGUGCGGGUGAGGAGGGCGGCGCUGGGGAGGCGGCACAGGGCCGAGACCGGGAGCCGGGGCGGCGCCGGCGUGCGGCGGAGGGCCGCAGUGGUCGGGGCCGGCAGCAGCAACAGGGGCAGCGGCGCAGGCGCCAGAUGGCCAUGGGGCGCGGCGCAGCCUCCUCCUCCUCCUCCGGCUGCGGCGGCGGCGGCAGCCGCCAGAAACUACAGCAGCUACAGCAACAGGGGCCGGGGCAGCAGCGGCGCCGGUCGCUCAUUGGCGAUGUGGACAGGUCAGGUGACACGCCCCUGGAUCUAUCAGCCUGGGGCAACCGGGCCACCCUCAACGCCGCCGCCCAGAAAGCCAGCUUCUACAAAUCCAGCAAGGCCGGCAAUAGCAGCAGCAGCAGCAGUAACGGCUGGGUACGGAUGUACGACGCUGCCGGCAACUUACUAAACAGCGAUGGUAGCGUGAAGCUACCCACGUUGUUCCACGCGGCUUAUGCGGUGCUGUGGCAGAGCAAGGAAGAGCUGGCGGCCACACCGCUGGUCAACACCCGGAAGCCGUACGCCAAACGCGGCACCUCGCCCACCCUGGUCAACGCCGGCCCCGCCUUUUACUUCGAUCCGCUGUUGAACGUCAACGGCUCCGACAUGCACUCACCGGGCCAGCGCGCCGGCUCCACUCUGGCCAGCCUGCCCUACGUCACCGCCACCAACGCCGACGUGCUGUUGUUCGGCGGCCUCACUGCGGUCAACCGCAGCGCCGCCAACGCAUGGAUUGGUGUGCCGGCCGUCACCAACGACGUCCACUACCUGCAGUACAUCCCCGCCGCCCCCGGAGGCCGAGCCGCCACCCUGGCCGCCGCGCCGCCGUCGCGCUUCGCCUCCUGCCCCUUCGCCCCCGGGCCCUGCAAGUCGCUGGCGCCGCACCCGCAGAACGGCACGCACACGGUGCCGCCGCCGCCCCCCGCCGCGCCCGCCGAUGACACGGCUUCCGGGGCCCAGUCGUACUCCGACUGCCCGGCGCAGCUGUCGUCGUUGGGGCCGGCGGACAAGGGUAUCUACCAGCUGAGGAUCUACCGCGGCACGGACAAGGCCAAGGUGCGGUCCAUGGCUGUGGGCUUCUCCUCCGUCAGCACCUACGCCUGGACCAGCCCCUGGUUCAGCACCAAGACUGUACUGCGUACGCCCGUGUACGCGGGCAACAGCAGCGCCUGGGUGUGGCCGCCCAACGUGACGGAGGCAAACAGCGCCCCCAACGCCACCAUUUUCGAUGACUACUACUUUGACGGGGCGGAGGACUACUGGUUUGAGCUGGCCUACGACGUGUACGACGUGUACCUGUUCUCAGCCGGGUACGGCUGGACGUCCGCGGACGACCUGGCGAUGGGGUGCACCGCGGCGGCCCCCACCAAGUGCCCGCGCUUCGAACUGUACAAUGCCGACUCCGGCCGCCUGAUUAAAGGCAUGGGCGGCGGCGGGCAAUACGGCAGCAUCUGGAUCCCCGACCCAGCCCUGGGCAACGCCACGGAGUGGGUGCGCUCCUUCCGCCUCUCCCUCUGCAGCAACGCCUCUACCGCCGCCGCUGCCGCCGCCGCCGCGCCGCCGGCGCCGCCGCUGCCGUACACUCCCAAUCCGUACCCGUUUGCGGUGGAUGACUCUCCCAACCUGCUUCGGAGCCACGAGCUGCAACUGGCAGGGGACCACGACCCCGCUGCCAUUCCCAAGCCGCGUAUGUGGCACGCGAGCGCCUUUGUGGAGAGCUCGGGGCUGGACUCGCGACUGGGGUUUGGCAAGAUGGGGCUGCUGGCCGUACACGGCGGAGUCACGAACCCGCUGCUGGACACGCUGGAUGUGGACACCGACCUGCUCGGGGACCUGUGGGUGUUUGACCUGCAGUUCAGGAGGUGGAUCCAGUUGACGGGCGGUGGCGACAGCCCGGGCCGCCGCCUGCGCCACAACAUGCGCAGCGACGGCUCCGUCAUCUACCUCACCGGCGGGUACACCUACGACGAAGGCACACAGCAAUGGCCGUACACCACGGACGUGUACUACCUGGACCUGCAGCUGGGGGUGGACGCGGUGUGGACGCAGGUGGACGGGGACAGUGUGGAGCUGGGCCGCCGCAGCAGCCCCGGAGCCAUAGCGCAGGGCAUGGGCGUCAGCAAGAAGCGGAGCCAGCUGGUCACACUCAACAACAACGGCAUUGUGUUCGUGCCGCUGCCCACCUCCGCCACCGUGGACGCCCCCGGGUCGGGCGGCAACGGCUCCGCGCCCGCCGCCGUGUCGGCGGCGCAGCUGGAGCUGCUUGUGGACAAGAUGUACGACGGCGACCUGCUGCUGCUGCCGCAGGACAAGGACCUGGCAAUCAACGGGACGCUCACGGUGGGCGCCUCCGUGGUCUUCCACGGCAAGAUCAUCCUGAGGGGCCUGGGCGGCGCCACCACGCCCCGCCCGCCGCCCGGGCCCGCCGCCCCGCCCUCGCCACCCGCACCCGCGCCGCCCCUGUCGCCGGCGGCGGGCCGCCACCGCCGCGCCGCUGCGGAGGCCGGGGAGGGCGCGAAGGCUGGGGUUGACGAUGGUGCUACGACUGGGGUGCUGGAGCCAGCGUGUGAGCGCAGCCCUGAGGACUGUGUGCUAGAGGAGGCGGAGGCGGCUUUGGCGGGGGCCGCUGCUCGCCGCCUUUCCGCCGGAGACAGCGAUGACAAUGUCGACUUACAGGGGGAGCAGCAGGAGCAGCCUCAGCAGCAGCGGCCGGCGCGUGCCAGGCAGAUGCUGCAGCAGUCGGAGCUGGAAGCGGCUCUGGCGGGUCACUUGGGCUUCCGCGGCCAGGGCGGUGAAGACGGCAGCAACGGCAGCAGUGGAGGCAGCGGCAGCGGUGGGAAUGGCAGUGGCCUUCAGCUGCGUCGGGAUGAGGCGGCGCGGACGGCCAGCCGGUGGGGCGUGCUGGAGGCGCUGGCGGCAGUGCGGCGGGUGAUGCAGGCCGCCCCCGCCGGCCCCGCCUCCUCCUUCUCCGGCGCCCCCACGCAUGUGGACGUGGCGGCGUGGAUGUCCAUCCCCCGCACCCUGGUCAAGUGCGAGCCCGGCAGCGUGUGGAUGCUGCAGUCCUCGCCCAACUUUGUCAACAUGGAGUUUGUCAACUGCCAUAUCAUUGUGAACAACCCCAUUGGAACCCUGCCGGUCACGUUUGUCAACUGCGUGUUCCGCGACAACGUCAACCGCCCCGCCCUGGCGGUCAUGUCGGGCGGCACGCUGUCGCUCAAGGGCUGCCUGUUCAUGAACGGCACCUACAACUACGACCUCAUCAGCGCCGCCGCCACCGCCGCCGUCAACGCCGCCAUCGCCGCCGCCAACGUCACCAGCAGCAGCAACGCCACCGCCACCAACUCCACCUCCGGCGGCGCCAACGCCACCAUCAGCGCCAUCACCAACACCACCUUUGUGGCCUUCCCGCCGCCGCCGCCCGCCAAGUCCACCUCCGGCGCCAAGCUGUCGGCUCUGCAGCUGGAGGUGCCGUACAGCGGCCUGGGGGCGGCGGUGUACGUCAUGGCCCGUGGGACGCUGGUGGAGAUCUCCACGUCGGCCUUCCUGGGUAACGGCUACCUCAACGGCACCCAGGGCGGCGGCGCCAUUUACCUGGCUGCCGGCAGCUGCCUGGGCGCCGUGAGCGGAUCCGUGUUCGAGGGCAACGGCCGCAACGCCACCGGAUACAGCGGCGGCGCUAUCAGUGCUGAGGGCAUGGGCAGCGAGGCGUGUGUGACCUCCUUCACAAACACCAACUUCACGGGCAAUGUGGCAGACACGGGCGGAGCUGUGUCUGUGUCGACGUCCACACGCCCCUUCAACUUCACAAACGUGCGAUUCUGGAACAACACGGCCACGCGCGAGGGCGGCGGCCUGUACAUGGCGUCCAUCCUGGGGCGUGUGGGCUUCAGCAACGCCCAGUUCGUGGCCAACACGGCGGCGGAGCGCGGCGGCGGCCUGGCGCUGGAGGCCGUGAACGCGGUGGCGGCGGAGGCGCUGAGGCUGGAGGGCAACGCCGCCACCACUGGCAUGGGCGGCGGCCUGGCGCACUCGCGUCAGGGCACACUCACCAUGACGCGCUCCGUGGUCACGGGCAACCGGGCGGUGUACGGCGGCGGACUGGGGCUGUACCAGGACCUGGAUGUACGGCUGUACGACAGCCUGAUCGAGCGGAAUACGGCACUGUUGCACGCGGGCGGGCUGGAGUGCCUGCAGUGCUAUGAGGUGUACAUGAGCAGGUGCUCGUUCGCGUACAACGUGGCUGAGUCUGCGGGUGCGAUUGCGCUGACCCAGGUGGAGCGCGGCGGUGCCAUCCUGUCCUCCAACAUCUCCCACAACGUGGGCCGCCCCACCACACCCACCGACAACACGGACCAGGCCGGCUGCGCGCGCGACGCGCCCGGCGGCGGCGGCGGGCUGUGUGUAUUCCUGCGCCGCAAUGUGACCCUGUCGGGUGUGCGGUUCGUGAACAACAGCGCGCUGGCGGGCGGCGGCAUGUAUGUGCAGCAGCGCUGCCUGCCCGGCGAGAAGGGCUGCGGUCCCGCCGUGCUGAUCAACUCCACCUUCACCGACAACGAGGCCACUCGCGGAGGCGGCGGCGCGCUGUUCCGCGCCACCCACGACCUGGCCAACGUGACCUGCCCGCUCACCAAUGUCACUCCCAACUGGACAGACCUGCACACCGCCUGCAGCGAGUCCUGGACGGGCAACCGGGCCCUGUACGGCAACACCACCGCCACCAUCGCGUACAACAUCUGGACCGCCACGCCGCAGUUCGUACGGCAGUACCGCAGUAACGACCCGCUGGAGGUGGUGGUUGAGAUGCGCGACUACCACAACCAGACCAUCAUCGAUGGCACUCGCGAGGCGGUGACGACGGUGGAGGUGGUCCCCGCCGCCUCCGCCGCACGCAACGUGUCGCUGUCGGGCAACAGCAUCAGCACACUGCGGGGGGUGGGCAACUUCAGCAGCACGCUGCGACUGCAGGCGCGGGCGGGUGUGUACGGGCUGUGGAUCGCCACGCCACGAACCAUCCAGGACGUACCGCGCGUCAACCUGACCGUCGAGGUCCGCCCCUGCAUCCUGGGCGAGGUCACGGACGUCGACGGCACCAGCUGCUUCCCAUGCACCUCGGGCUUCUUCUCACUGGACCCCCAGAAACUAGAGUGUGACGACUGCCCCGACAACGCCAACUGCUCGGUGGACGGACACCCCUGGAUCACACUGCCCGAGGACGGGUACUGGCACAGCGGGCCGCGCAGCACCAACAUUCUGGCGUGUGUGGUGGAGGAGGCGUGCAAGAGCACCAACAAGUGGCCGCGAGAGGACAAUAUCGGCAACUUCCUGAAGUCUCUGGAUGUCUACACGGAAUCCAGCAGCAGCACCAACGCCUCCUCCGCCGCCACCUCAGGGGCAGCCGCCGCCACGUCACUGGCCGCCUACGACCUGGCCGCCUACCGCGACCUGCAGUGCGCAUCCGGCUACUACGGCAACCUGUGCGGCCGCUGCCGGCACGGCUACGGCCGCCGCUCCAGUGGCGCCUGCGCCAAAUGCGCCAGCCGCGCGCUGAACACGCUUUUCUACAUCCUAUCAUCCGCCGUCAACAUCUUCUUCAUUUGGCUGACCGUGCACGCCCAGCUGCCGGGCAGCCUGACCAGCCGGCGGCGCAUGGAGCGGCUGGACCGGGAGCGGGAGCGGAUGCAGAGCCAGCAGCAGCGCACCGCGCUGUCGUGGCUCAAGCGGAGCCAGAACGCGCCGGGGGUUCCGCGGCAGGCCUCCAACAUGGGCGGUAACACAGCCGACUCGCAGCUGCUCGCGGCCGGCCCGCCCCCGCCCCCUCCCGCGCCCUUCCAAACCUGGGAGCCGCAAGCGUCGCCGUAUGGAGGAGGUGCGCGGGCUGUGGGGGAGGCCACGGAGGCCCCUGCCGCCGACCCUGCGGCAGCGGCAGCAGCAGCGCCAGGGGCCGACCCCAGCGCAGAUACGGGCAGUGCAAAGGGCCCCAAAAAGGCGAAGAGGGACAAGAAACAAAAUGGAGGCGAUUCGUCUUCCUCGGACGGCUCUUCGUCUUCCGGGUCAGACAGCGGGAACGGCCGCCGCCGCCCGGGCGCGCGCUACACCUCCGGCGAGCCCCAACAACAGCAGCAGCAGCAGCAGAACCAGAAAGACAAGAAUGGAGAAGCUUCCAGUGAUGAGGACAAUGACGAUGAGGGCAAGGUCGUGGUGGAUGAGGGUACUGGGCCGUACAAGGGCGGCAACCACGGCAUCGUCAUCAAGAUCCUGAUGUCGUACCUCCAGGUCAGCUCCAUGGUCCGCUCCAUCGCCGCGCCCUGGCCCGCCUUCGUGAUGGGGCUGCUGUCCGCGGCCAAGAGCGCCUCAAACAGCAUCACCACCGUGGUGUCCAUCGAUUGCUCCCUCAAGGACGGCUCCGUGCCCGUCAGUGUGCAGAGGGUGAUCAUCCAGAUCGCCACGCCCUUUGUGAUCCUGGGCCUGGCGCUGCUGGUGUGGUGCGCGCUGUUCUCCAGGCUGCGGCUGCGGAGGAAGGGAACCACAGAGACCUGGGCCAGUUACCUGCGGCCGCGAAUCAUCAUCACCACGAUUGCGGUCAUCUUCUACGUAUAUCCAGACAUCACCAACACUCUGCUUUCCAUGUUCUCCUGUCCGCCACUGGACCCCAUGAGCGGCCCCUACACACAGUACAUGGAGGCGCGCGGCAAGUACUGGGCCUCCGACUACGACCUGCUGUGCUACGCGCAGCCGCACCUGUGGCUGGUGGCGGCGGUGGGCAUCCCGGGCGUGGUGCUGUUCGCGGCGGGGGCGCCCGUGUUCAGCUGGCUGUGGCUCAAGCGCCACCGCGACCUGCUGUACACCAGCCGGGACUUCGGCGUGUCGUACGGAUUCAUGUACGAGGACUACAACCGCGCGUCGUACUUCUGGGACUCUGUGAUCAUGUUCCGAAAGCUGGCUGUGGUGACCGUCAUCGUGUUCCUGCAGCCCCAGUCCGCCAACCUGCAGGUGCUGUCGGCGCUGGGCGUCAUCAUCACAGCCAUGCUGCUGCAGAUCACAAUCAAGCCGUACAAGAAUGAGAAGAUGAACAAUCUGGAGCGGCUGUCGCUGUACGCCACAAUGGCAAUGCUGUACUGCGCGCUGUUCUUCCUGAGCGACCUGCCCAAGGUGGCCAAGGAGGUCAUCGGCUCUCUGCUGCUGAUCUUCAACUGCCUGGUGGUCGCCUUCUUCGUGUGGCACAUCUGGCACGAGUUCAUGGUGGGGUUCAUCUGGACCAUCGACGACCACUCCAACGGCGACGGCAAGCUGGAGUGGAGCGACGUGUGGGCGUACGUGGACAAGGAGCACAGCGGCCGCGCGUACACACGCGUGCUCAUCAAGGUCCUCAAGGGGCUGCAGAAGGUCACCGGGUUCCUGGACACGGCUGUAGUGCGGCCCGCCGCCGCCGUCACCCGCGCCGCCAGCGCCGCCGCCCGCCGCAUCAACACCACCCUGGGCCGCCGCCGCCGCUCCGUGGACACCGCCGCCCUCGCCGCCACAGCCGAGGCAGGCGCGCACCCGCUCAGCGGCCCCUCCGUGAUCAUGGACGGCGCCCCAAGCAGCAGCAUCGGGAAGCCACACCUGGCGCAAUCGCAGAAGGGCGAUGGAAGUGGGGCGGCGGCGGCGGCGGCGGCGGCUCCGCCGCCGCCGUUGGAGGAAGAGCCGUCGUCGCGGGUGCAUCCCUUCACCAGCGUGACGGGGUCGGGGUCGCGCCGCCGGACCAGCUCGUUGAAACAGUUGGCGGUUGGCUCCGUCACUGAGCCCGCUACUGCCGCCACCGCUGCUACUGCCGCCACCGCUGCUACUGCCGGGGCUGGGGCUGAGGCACCGGACGCUGGCGUGGGCGUGGGAGGAGGAGGCGGAGGUGGCUCAUCAUGGGGUGCGGCCGUGUUCGGACUGGGCGGUGGGAAGAACAAAGUGGCUCCAGAGCCGCCGGGUUCCGGCGGGAGCAUGGUCGCACGCAGGUCGGGCGAGGCACCUGUGGCGGCGGUGGGCCCUGCUGCGGCGGCGGGUCGCACGGGUGUUGCUGCUGGCAGCAGCCCUGGGCCUGGCGCCACCCGUCAGUCGCCGGUGCUGCGGCCGGGGCCGAGUGCGGACUACCUGCUGGGCUCGGGGGCGGCGGAGGUGGACCCUGGGACCAUCAGUGAACUGUCCUCUCCCGCCGCCGCGGGCACGGGGGCCGGACAUCACUCUACCGCCGCCGCCGCCGCGGCCUUCGCCAGCCCUUCCCUCCUCCGGAGAGCCGCGGACGACGCAGCAGCAGCCGCAGCAGCCGGCGCCGCAGGCCCCGCGCCUGCUGCAGCCGGCGCCAGCAGCAAGCCGACCACACCGCCGCUGCAGCCCGUCAUCAUCAUGGGCCCUGGAGCCGUCUCUGAGGGGGUGCUGCAUUCGCGCGGCGGCACUGCAACAUGGCCACAGCCACCGCUGGCGCUGCGGGCGUCGCCACCGCCGCGUGCCGGUAGCGGUGCCGUGGCCGCCGCUGCGCCGGCCGGAGGUGCCAGCAGCAAUAAUGUGGCUGGAACCAGCAGCAGCAGGGGCGAGCUCAGGGGGGUGGAGACGUCGGAGAUUACUGAGCUGUCCGGAGAUGCGUUUGAUGCGCUGUGGGCGCCCAGCGAUGCCGCCGCGGCCGCCGCUGCGCGUGAUGGCAGCAGCAGCAGCAGCCGGCUCAAGCUGCGCUCUGCCGCUGGCCCCGUGGGAGGUGGCAGUAGCGGUGGCGGCGCGGGCCCUCACUAGUGCCUUUCCGCAUGUGCGUACUCGGUAGUACGGGCGAAACAUUCGCCAACCGGGCUUCUAACUAUCCAGUUCUUUAUUCGGGGUGUCCAUGCGGGAGAGUCCACGCACACUCCGCAGUACCGCCAUGUCUCUUAGUACGUUCUUGUCCAACACGCCGCAAGGUGUGCACGGGCAAUGCUGUGUGGGGUGCUUCGUACUCUACUCGUAAACAUCUAUCUGCGCAUGCGCCGUCGUGCCGACUCCUGCUGCGCUGACUGACUUACUGUGCUACGCGGUGUGGUGCCUUUCAGUGUGUAAGAUUCUUGAUUAUAAGUUAGGCAACCCAAUUUUGUUGCUGAUUGCCGCACUGCUGACGGGUAACUAACCCCAGGGGAUGGUUCGUACGUAUGUUUUUUUCUGCUAGGACGCUCGGCUGGCAUUUCCUAAGCCAUGCUGCCCACUCUUCGGUCUCACCAACCACGCCACAUGUGCUAUUACCUAGUCAUUCAUGUAGAUAGCAUGGGCACAGCGAACAUGCAGUUCCAUCAACAUAUAAGGCACCGUGUGUUACAGUAUAGGUUGGGGUCCCGCGUGCAGCAGCUUCAUUCUGCAGCUGCGGUAAGGGAGAUGUGGAAGCAAGGGCGGGUGUGCAAGGUGCACAUGUACCCAGCCAUUUGAGUGACUGUACGGUAUGAGCUGUAAUUACCGGUUCUC